Penicillium malachiteum is the source of this 1209-nucleotide messenger RNA. Its product is annotated as Sterigmatocystin 8-O-methyltransferase. The coding region runs from base 1 to 1209 and encodes 402 amino acids. Lineage: Eukaryota; Fungi; Ascomycota; Eurotiomycetes; Eurotiales; Aspergillaceae. The record is from RefSeq and is a predicted model, not a curated record. Gene Ontology annotation, molecular function: O-methyltransferase activity. The transcript has 3 exons.
AUGGCCUCAUCACAAAUUGACCAUCUAGUGAGCACUAUCACCAAAUCGGCUCAAGAGUUGCGCACUCUUUUGGCUCAACAUGAACUCAAGGAACCCUCAUUUUUGUCGGACUGCCCGACGUCAAUUGAUUUCCCUCCAGCAGCAGAUGAUGCUCGAAAUAAUCUACUGAAUGCAGUCUGUGAGAUUCAAGAUCUUCUUCUUGAGCCAGCAGAUCUUCUCCGAUCAUAUGCCGCGCAUGCGAAUCUCGUAUCACUGCAUUUUAUUCAGCAGUUUAACAUUGCCAAACUUGUGCCCACCUCCGGCGAGCCCGUCACCUUUGCAGGACUGGCUGAACAAUGUGGACUACCUGAAGGGGAUGUCCGGCGCCUGCUGCGCCAUGCAAUGACGAUUCGCGUAUUUGACGAGCCCAAUGAAAAUGAGGUGGUUCACACUAGAGCCAGCAUGCUUCUCCGCCAAGAAGGUAUUCAUGGUUGGAUUGGAUCAACUUGCGAAAAUAGUUGGCCUGGCGCAACUAGGGGGUUCGCUCUCGCAAACAACAACCUCACUCUCUAUAGCGCCCUUUCUCAAUCCCCCGAGAGAGCAGCUACUUUUGCCGCUAGCAAAAGGGGUUAUUCCUCCGGCUCCGGCUUCAGCCCCUCCUCUUUCCUUGAAGCGUCCCGGCCAAUCCUCCAGCCUCUCCCGUCGGGCUCCGUCUUUGUGGAUGUUGGUGGCGCGCAUGGGGCAAUUUCCUUGGCGGCGGCCGAAAUUUAUCCACAUUUGCACUAUGUCGUCCAGGAGCUGCCUGAAGUGAUUGAGAAAGCAUCACAAAAUGCAAUGAAGAAUGUAGAAUUCCAGGUUCACGAUUUCUUCGCUCUGCAGCCACUUCGUGAUGUCGCCGUGUUCUAUCUACGACAUGUACUACAUAACUGGGGUGAUGUCCAUGCGAUCAAUAUUCUGAAGUGCUUGGUACCUGGGAUGCGACAGGGCACGCGCGUGCUGAUUCAUGAUCAUGUUCUGGAUCACAAAAACAAGCCGAUGUGGAAGAGAAGACAGGAUACGGCAAUGGAUAUUAAUAUGUUGGUUUUGUUGAAUGCUCGGGAAAGGGAUGAGGCUAUGUGGCGGGCGUUGCUGCAGAGCGCAGAUCCGCGCUUCAAAUGGGUUGGAAUAGAGAGACCAGCUGGAGAUACACUGUCAGUGGUGCAGGCUAUUUGGGAUGAUUCAAAUGUCUGA